GCGCCGCCGCGUCGCGUAGCAGCGGGGACGCGGCUGGAGAGGUGGCGUCUGUGCAGCUAGGGUGGAGGCAGCAUGGCUAGAGAUGCACCAGGGGGAGAUUCCUGUGAGGAGCUGGACCAGACGAAGUAUGAUGCAGAUGAGAACGUGAAGAUUAUCUGCCUGGGGGACAGUGCUGUGGGGAAAUCCAAGUUAAUGGAAAGGUUCCUUCUGGAUGGAUUCCGACCCCAGCAGCUCUCUACGUUUGCCUUGACGCUCUACAAAUACACAACCAACGUGGAUGGGAAGAAUAUCCUUGUGGACUUCUGGGAUACAGCCGGACAGGAGAGGUUCCAGAGUAUGCAUGCAUCCUAUUACCACAAGGCCCAUGCUUGUAUCAUGGUGUUUGAUGUGCAGAGGAAGGUCACCUACAAGAACCUGAAUAACUGGUACAAGGAGCUGAGAGAGUUCCGCCCAGAGAUCCCCUGCAUUGUGGUGGCCAACAAAAUUGAUGCGGAUAUGAAAGUUACUCAGAAAAGCUUCAACUUUGCCCGGAAGUUCAAUCUGCCCUUCUAUUUUGUCUCAGCUGCAGAUGGCACCAACGUAGUGAAGCUCUUCAGUGAUGCUAUCAAACUGGCCGUUGCGUACAAACAGAAUUCAGGGGAUUUUAUGGAUGAGGUCAUGCGGGAGCUGGAGAACUUUGAGCUGCAGAAAAAGGGGGAGGACUCGGAUAAAGAGGAGAACUACCCCGAGGAGAAGCCCCCAUCCACCUGAGCCCAGGCUUCAGACCAACCUUGUGCUGCUCCCUAUCGCCCCAGCUUCUUCAUGGUUAGUUAGAACCGUCACUCUCUGCCAGAGGAGAGCAGAUUUCUCAUGCACUGGCCAUGCUGGGAGCCUCUGGCUGGGACCAUCCCUCCCUAGGAGGGAGACUGUUUGGGCCUGAUCUUCCUGGCCUGGACCCUAUCCUCCUGAGCAUCCGGGACGCAGAAGGAACAGGAAUACAUGUGACUGCUGCCUGCCCCUGUGGGAGGGAAGGGGGGCAUUUGCUGGGGUGUUGGGCCACUGCCUGCCCUGCAUGGAAGGGUCCUACCCAGGUGUCUAUUAGCAGAGCCC
Molecule: messenger RNA, 1089 nt
Organism: Emys orbicularis (European pond turtle)
Lineage: Eukaryota; Metazoa; Chordata; Testudines; Emydidae
Product: rab-like protein 2A
Exons: 9
Coding region: 73-750 (225 amino acids)
Biological process (GO): regulation of exocytosis
Molecular function (GO): GTPase activity; GTP binding
Source: RefSeq, a predicted model, not a curated record